AUGUCUUAUCACCAUAACGCGAUCCCUCAAUACUCGUCGUUGACAAACUUCCUCUCAGAGUCACAGUCGUCGAGCGUUCCAGCGUGGACAUGCGAUGAGUCGGUCUUGCUCGAGCAACAGAUUGCUAGAACAAGUCCCGAGGAGGACGGGCUCAAAGCGGUUUUGUCUAUUGCGCCAUUUUUCCCUCACAAAUCAAUUCAGCAGAUUUCCCUUCGGAUACAGUGGCUUCGAUCACAGUCGAAGCAGUCGUGGGAUGACUUUUGCAAAUCAUUCGAAAACGAAAAAAAGCAAUACCGUAGUCAAUCUUCGUUCCGUCACACGGCAAGCGAAGCUUCGUCUGAAAACAGUUCCACGUCAUCUCAUUCUUCCAAUGGUUCUUCCCCACACAUCACGUCCUCUCCAAUCCGUCAAACCAGAACUGCAAAAUCAGAAGAUUUUAAGACUCAGAAACGGAAAAAAGCACAGAAGUCGUCGUUUAUGGCGCAAACCUCAAUAGUAACGAUCAACAACGUGUCUUCUCAAAUCUUUUUGGAGAUUGACUCACUCAUCUCUCAAAAUUUUGAGAUUUUGGAACGACUGACAUCAAAACUCCAAUAUGGGUUUGUAGCGAACAAAAAUGACAUCCUCACCUUCACCGUCAAUUUGCGGCUCCUCCUCUCACUCACCGACAAGACUGCGCUACCAAAAAGUCUCCCAUUUCUCCCUCUCGUCCUCGAUAUCCCACCCGAGUUGGCGACUCUUCCACAGGAUGUCUAUAACUCGAUCAAGAAUAACAACCUCCAUUUCAUGUAA
This is a messenger RNA of Entamoeba invadens IP1, 792 nucleotides long. RefSeq lists its product as hypothetical. The record is from RefSeq and is a predicted model, not a curated record. Lineage: Eukaryota; Evosea; Mastigamoebida; Endamoebidae. The coding region runs from base 1 to 792 and encodes 263 amino acids. The transcript has 3 exons.